AUGGCCUCAAAUCAGUUAUUAGCGUUCCUUCUCCAGGGCUAUGAAAGCUCUAGAGAUGAUGCUGAACCUCAAAAUAAUCUUCAUAAUCAAAUUCCACUUCCCUCUCGUCUAGAAGAAGAAGUGUUUGACUCACCUGAUGCUAUUAUUGAAUUUAUCAAUAACUUUGCCCAGAACCACGGCUAUGCAUUUUUCAAAAGGUGGUCAAAGAGAGCUAAAAGUGGCCAUAUCAAGACUGUCUUUGUGAAGUGCUCUCUAGGAGGGGAGUAUCAUAAUUGUAUGAUUGAGCUAUCUACUUAUUUAGCCUAUCAUCGUCGUCAAAUACUUGAACAUGCUACCCAAAUCAAAGCCCAACUAGAGAAUGGAAUUGACACGUGCCAUAUUAUGGCUUCCCUUGUGAAGGAACAUGGAGAUAACAUUGGGAUAAAGGAGCAAGAUAUAUAUAAUUUUAGACGCAACAUGCGAAACCGCUUCUUAAAUGGUCGGGAGCCAAUUCAUGUCCUUCUCAGCUCAUUCCUGGAGACUGGAGAUUGGGUUGUCAAUUACCAAACCCAUGAGGAUAUUCUCACAGUAGUGUUCUUAACCAUAAGAGCUGUUUAG
This is a messenger RNA of Talaromyces stipitatus ATCC 10500, 597 nucleotides long. RefSeq lists its product as uncharacterized. Bases 1 to 597 code for a protein of 198 amino acids. The transcript has 2 exons. The record is from RefSeq and is a predicted model, not a curated record. Lineage: Eukaryota; Fungi; Ascomycota; Eurotiomycetes; Eurotiales; Trichocomaceae.